This is a messenger RNA of Vigna unguiculata (cowpea), 3049 nucleotides long. Its product is annotated as nudix hydrolase 2-like. Gene Ontology annotation, molecular function: NAD binding; NADH pyrophosphatase activity; ADP-ribose diphosphatase activity. Lineage: Eukaryota; Viridiplantae; Streptophyta; Magnoliopsida; Fabales; Fabaceae. The record is from RefSeq and is a predicted model, not a curated record.
UCUACAGAUAAUAAAAUUUGCAUCUCGGAAAAACAAGAGAGUUAACUUCAGAUCUAUGUAUGCAAAUUAUGGGACAUGUGUGGUGUCCAAAAAGGUGUUCAACACGCGUUAUUCUACAGAAGUUUCGGUGCUUAAUGCUUAAUGUUUGAUUCAUUCUAGUAUUAGCAUUUUAUAAUAUGCUUACACGAUCAGAGUUUGUUAGUCUUCCACCUUGACCUGCUGCGUUUUGAGGGUACAUUCCUGCGCAUAUAAACAAGAGCAGGAACAGUAUUUGGAGGACAAAACAGUCUCUUGAAGGGUCAACGAGUCUUCUAAGUGAGGUUUGAACUCUGAAAGCAAUCUUGCCAGAAAAAAAGUGUAUAGAGGGAUAGCAUUUUCAAAAUCACAUGUUUAAGAAAAGGGUAAUCUGGUGAAAGAGUUCACAUAGGGUCAAUGGUCUUCUGAGGCUUGAACCACGAACACGGACUUGUUGAAAAAAAUAUAUAUGAACAGAGGGAUAGAUGUAACAUUUUCAAAAGUCAUGUGCUUCUGAGUUAAACUUGUUCAUACUGCUGCUGCAAAGAGUUGCUGAUGACUACUACUAUACUACUACUCUGACCAGUGACCAAGUUUAUAAUGUGGGCGGCUACUAAUGAAUUCAAGACAUGGCAAAGCCUUGGAUCACAAAAGGGUGCAGUGGAAACACGUCACCACGCACUUAUGAAACUCAGAUCCAUGUCAGUCUCAGCCAGUCCAACGCCACUAUUAGGGGAUCGACUGUGUGAGAAUGGAUAUGAAUGUGUUAAAAUUCUCCCAGCCACCAAUGAUGCACAUGGAGGAGUCAUUGUGGACUUAAAGGAGCCUAUGGACUCCGAACUUUUUGCUACUUUGCUUAGAUCUUCACUUUUACAUUGGAAAAAACAGGGUAAAGAUGGCGUUUGGAUCAAGUUACCAAUCGAGCUUGUUAAUCUAGUUGAAACUGCUGUUAAGGAGGGUUUUUGGUACCACCAUGCAGAACCAAACUAUCUAAUGCUAGUUUACUGGAUUCCCAAAACUGGCUGCACAAUACCUCCAAAUGCUUCCCAUUGUGUAGGAGUUGGCGCUAUUGUCUUGAAUGACAAGAAAGAGGUGCUUGUGGUUCAGGAAAAAAGAGGUGGAUUCCAUGGCAUUGGUGUUUGGAAAAUACCCACUGGAGUGGUUGAUGCAGGUGAGGAGAUUUUUGAAGCAGCUAUCAGAGAAGUGAAAGAAGAGACAGGAAUUGAUACAGAAUUCAUGGAAGUACUAGCAUUCAGACACACACACAAUUCAUUCUUUGGAAAAUCAGAUCUAUCUUUUGUUUGCAUGCUGCGUCCUCUUUCUUUUGACAUCAAAAAGCAAGAUCUGGAAAUUGAAGCAGCUCAGUGGAUGCCAUUCGAGGAAUUUGCUGACCAACCAUUCAAUCAGAUGCACGAACCCUUCAAGUACAUGAUAGAAUUAUGCUUGGCAAAGGUGGAAAAUGGCUAUGAUGGAUUCUCUCCGAGGCCUGUCUCAUCAUAUUUCGUGGAGGAGUUGAAUUGUCUGUAUUUGAACAGCCAUGACCUCGACAACACUUCUUGAGUUUUCCAAAUCAACCUUUGUCAUUCGUAAAACUUGAUUUUGAUGUUUCUUUCUUGUAAAACAUGUUGGAAUUCCUGCAUUACCAUUUUCUAAUUAUUGAAUUAAAUUUUCAUCAUUAAGAUUAAUGCUGUUUAACUGUUGAAUUUAGUUGUUUGAACUUGAAUGUGUUUCAUCUGAUGCUUAAAUGAAGAGUCUCUGUUCUUGUCUGAUGAUUAUUACAUUGUUGUCUUUUUCGAACCUGUGUUUGUUUGUGCCUUCGUUCUUCAAUCCAUAAUUCGGGCAACACUGUGAACAAUUCAAGCAAAUGGAAAAGGGUUUCUUUUUACAUGUUUUUGAAUUGCAAAUCAACACGUGAAAAUCGCUCAAGAAUAUGUUGAAUUUUGGAGAAUUGUUUAGUUCAGUUUCUUUGGUUUAUAUAAUAUAACCCGUUUUCAGGAUCUGAUUUUUGUUCUUUUGGUUGUGCUGUGUCCAUUGUAUAGAGCGAGAGAGUGUAGACACAUGUGAGUUCAUUUUGGGUCCAGUUUGGUUAAUUCUGGGGCCAAACAAAUUACUGUAGGCUAUUUCUUUCUACACCCCCACAGUUUUCAUGUGGGUUAAAAGUCCAAACUUCCACCUUGCUGCUAUCAUCCCUUGUGUAGGAGUUACUGCAUUGAAACAAAAACUUACAAAGAGUUGAAAAGGAAAAGAGAACAAUUUCAGAAUUUGUCUGCAUUGAGAGUGAUGGAAGCUUAUUCCAAUUUGUUUACUACUUCCAUAUCAUAAUGACAAAUGUUCUGCUAUGUGGCAUCAAUCUGGUAUGCAAAAGGGUGACAAAUCUAGAACCUCAUGUAUAUCUGAACUUGGUAUAUGAAGAAAAAACUCAGCUUUUCAAAAUCUUCUAAACCUUUCUCUGGUUGUAAGGGAAAACAAUUUACUCAAAUAUGUUUUCAACAAAGUUUCUUUCAAUUCUUAUUACCCUUUGCUUAUAUCUAUCCAAUCAUGGCUUUAAAGCUUCAGGAGAUGAUGUUACUGAAUCACCAAUAACAUGUUUGAAUUGCUCCAAAUGUGAAGAAGAGCCUUGUCAAGAACAACCCUCACCACCACCACCACCACCUUAUGGUUACUCUAUAUAUGGAGCACCACCUCCUCCAAAAGAGAAAAAACCUAGCAAGUGUCCUCCUCCUCCUCCUCCUGCUGCAGAUGUUGAGUGCUGCACUCCUGCAGCUCCUUUUUCUCCUCCAAAUCCCUACACUCCUGUGCCCUAUGGUGAAGGCCAACGCUCUGCUUCAAUGUUUCUGCAAGUUCUUGUGCCACUCAUGAUGCUUUUUUCCUCCUUUAUUUUUCUCUUCUGAUUUUCGUUGCUCUUCAUUUGUUUAUCAUAUGUAUGCAGUAUUACAUAUAUGUCAAUUCCUAUAUAAAUUGUGCUGUGAUGUUCAACGUUUUGAUGCAGCUCCAGAUUUGUUCAAAGUUCAAUAAGCAUCUAGUUUUGUUUCAA